Molecule: messenger RNA, 1755 nt
Organism: Eruca vesicaria subsp. sativa (arugula)
Lineage: Eukaryota; Viridiplantae; Streptophyta; Magnoliopsida; Brassicales; Brassicaceae
Source: the annotation of a GenBank genome assembly
CCGACCAAAAAGAUAACUCGGGCCAGACCAAACCAGUUUCACACUUCCAGACUUCCUUCUGUCUGCGGAUAUUCGGUUCUGAAAGAAUCUUAAACUUUGUAAGAAAUUUCACGAUUCCGAUUACCUUUAUUAUCCCAAACUUCUCUUCUAUUCAUCUUCACAUUCUACCCGACAAAGUCUCAAAUCUGACGAAAAAUGGCACUUCCCUUUUGCGAAAUCCCCGAGGAUCUCCAGCUCCGCAUCUUAUCCUUCCUCUCACCGGCAGAGAUCUCCAGCUUCGCCUGCACAUCGAAACGCUUCGCCUCGCUAUGCCGAGAAGACCGUAAAAUCUGGCACGUCAUGUGCGAUCGUAGAUGGGGGAAGCAAACACAGAUCCAGAAAUGGGGAAACGGCCGAAUCUCGUAUAAGCUCCUUUACAGGACUCUGAAGCGUUUGGAGAAUCUGAUUGGAUUCUGGCGUCUCUGCGGCCGAGCGAAUCCCGCCGAUUCAUCUCCGCCGCUGGUUUUCUUCGAGUGGGGUUCCUCUUUCGUCUUGGGAUCUAGGGUUUUGGCUAUCAACGAUGACACGUAUGGGGUAAGGAAAACGCCGUUUCUCGUGAUGGGUAUUUCAUCGGAGGGGAGGACGGAGAACUUUCUUGAUCUCGAUGGGAAUCAUAGAUCUGGUCUCCCUGUGGAUCUAAGCGAAUUAGAGAGAAGCAAUCUCGUUCCCGUGGAUGUGAAUUUUAUGGGGAAUGGUCAUAUUAUGGUUGAGGAGAAUCCAUGUUUCGGAGAAGAGCAGAAGAGUCCGGUUUGUAAAGGAUCUAGCUCCGACGAGAGCGAGGAUGUUGUUUCGGAAAUGUACACUCAGUUGGCGAAUAGGACGAGUCCUGGAGGUGACAGAAGGAGAAAGAGGAAGAAGGAGAAGGAGAGACAAGCGAGGAUCAAGUGGGAACCUGAACAUUUUAUCAAGGUUUCUGAUUUCUCGCCUACGCUUGCCAAACCAUUACAAGGAUUAUGGAAGGGUUUCUGUGAGGGAAGGAACCUGGAGUUAUAUUUGGUCAAAUACGAUGAAGUUGGAGGCAUUAUAUGCAGAAAAAUAGAGGACAUGUCUCUCUCACGGCAGACUUCUCCUGUGUUCUGGACACCCGAUCAUGCUUUCUUCGGAUCUCCGUUUUCGGCUGAAGAAGAGCUGAUAUUGGAUGGUCGAAUCCAUGUGACCCCUCUUUAUGGAGAAGUUCAUGAACAAGUUAUAUCUGGAAUGCUCUACAUGAACUCUAGUUACGAUCCGGGAGAAGCAGGCAAUGGCGGCGGUGGACUUUCUAGAGGGGAAGGACGGGUCUGGUUGUAUGAAAAUGGGACUUUUGGUUUUGGGUUUCUUCGAGAUCAAUUUAUCACUGAUCUGAAACGUGUUGCCCUAGAAGAUGGUUGUCUGGCUGAUGUGUUCGAUACUUAAAAGUGAUUUGCUUUUAUUGGUUCUGGCUUGUGAAUUAUAUUGGUGCUGGAUGGAUGAUCAACUUCUCUGUACAUACAAGACUUAGGUGACUGGUUCUUUCAAAUUUAGUCUCAGACCAAUGUCCCUAAACUAGGAUGGUGGAAUCGCCUUGUAUUUAUUUGUAUUCUGUAGAUUUUAUAAGUUUGCCAGAAUAAAAUGAUUGAUUUGGUGUGGUUUUACUUUCAAGACCAGAAAUUUGUAUUCAUGAUUUCUUGCAAUUGUGCAUACACUCACAGUAAAUAAAUUGUGAUGAUCCCUUGUGAUUGAUAAUCAUAAUCUGGUCGA